AUGAUAGCUGGCCCUCGAGCCAAGAUCACAGAUUUCGGGAUGUCCAAGCUUGCCAGUGUCAAUCCUCGCAUGACAGCCUUGACCCUAUGCCCAGGUAAUGUGUUGUACAUGUCACCUGAAGCUCUGGAUGAAGCCAAAUCCUACACGGCUAAGCUUGACAUCUUUUCCUUUGGUGUAAUAGUCAUCCAGAUCUUGACCAGGAAGUUCCCCAACCCCACUGAUCGUUUUCGUAUCGUUCGUAGUGAGCAACGUGAAGAUGAAGACGACGAUGAAGAAAGUGAAGUCCGGAAGGUAGUUCCCGAGACAGAGCGUCGUCAGGCCCACCUCAAUUUGAUCGCAGCCACUCACUCUCUAAAGCCAGUAGUCCUCCAAUGUCUAAAGAAGAAAGAAAGUCUACGACCCUCAGCGCUACAACUCGGUGAAAGGCUGUCUGCUCUGAAAGGGUCCUCUCAGUACACAGAGAGCAGGCAACAGGCAGAGAGCAACAGUGAGGUAGAACAACUUCAACUCCAGCUUCGAGGGCAGCGAAUCUUGACGGAUGCGAAAACGAAAGAAGCCGAGGAAUAUCAGGAACAAAUCGCACAGCUGGGGAAUGCAAUUGAAGACAGAGAUAGGCAACUUCUAGAGCAGCAGUAUUCUCUUGUGGAUAACAUUUUGUCAGUUUCAGGAGAAGGAGCAACAACUGCAGGCACAAAAUGUGCAGCUUCAACUCAAGCAGGACACGAUAUCUUCUAG
Messenger RNA from Geodia barretti, 735 nucleotides. Lineage: Eukaryota; Metazoa; Porifera; Demospongiae; Tetractinellida; Geodiidae. The record is from the annotation of a GenBank genome assembly.